AUGGCGCCAGUAAUCGCAUCGGCGAAGAUCACGCUCUCUUGUCCACUGUUCGCCGCAGACUUCGACCCUCGAAAUCAUGGCCUUUUACUUGUAGGAGGUGGUGGAGGGGAAGGUCGCAGCGGUGUGGGAAACAAGAUUGCACUAUUGAACACUUCGAAGCGUCAAGAAAUAUCCGAAUUGGUCGACAUUCAACUCUCCCGCGACGAAGACUCGGUCACAUCACUAGCAAUCGCCGAAUCAAAGGAUGACUCCAUGAUAGCUCUUGCGGGUAUCAACAGUUCCCAAGCCGAACAGCUGAAAGGAAACAACCAGCACCUACGAUCAUUCCGACUAAAAUACCCGGUACGAAAAAGCGACACCCAAGACGAUACGACGGCAAACGCAGAGAAAACAGAUGGAAGAAAAACUACACCAUUGACUCAAAUCUCGCUAUUCGGUUCCAAUGUCGGCGGCAAGGACGGCAAGAAACCAGCCGGGAAAGUCGAUACAUAUCAGAGACUACUAAGGCUGUCUCCUUAUAAAGCGCCCGAACUACCCCGAAUAGGUGCAAUUGCGACUGGAUUGGCGCCCGCGGGAGAAAUUGUUCUUUUCAAUGCGACUUCACACCCUCAGACAUCAGACGUCAUUGGGCGAAUUCGCCUAGGAAACGGAGAGGAGGCUGAAGAUAUAGAUAUCAUCGAGUUGGAAGAUGGGAGGUUCUUGGUGGCAUACACCGAUGGAACGGACGUCUGCACAUUCGAGAUAUCAUCCUCACGAAGAUCGAACACAGCUCCUGAAAUCAAGACUGUUUUCACCAUGCCCGAAUCUCUGCCCAAACGCUCCAAAUAUAGAGCACUGCGGUUUCUUUCACCAACCGCCAUUCUACUUCUUCAAAACACCAUAGAUCGCACAGGCAGUGAACUUUCUAUACUGUCUAUACCAGGCAAUGGAAAAGGCACGAUUUUGCGUCGAAAACGGCUCCGAAAGUCCAUCAAAAUCGGCUUGAGUUUGGAUGUUGUCAAUUUCGGAGAGGGGCAGAACCACGAACGGCAAUAUUUCAUUGCUCUAGCAGGUAGUGAUCAGUCGAUUGAGACCCUGACACUCGAUUACUUGCCAGAUAAAGGGUAUGGAUCACUACAAGUAUUCUCAACGUUAAAGGACGUUCAUCCUUUCUCCAUGACAAAACUCUGCUUCUCCCAUUAUCGACCCCCAUCAUACCCGGUUACCGCCAACACACCUUCGCAAUACGUGAAGCUUGCCUCAAUUAGCCUUGGGAACACGGUAGUCGUGCACACAUUCCCCCUAUCGCCACAAAGGACUCUUGCAGGAAGAGAAACUUCAUCACCACGAUACGCGCUCAAGACUCCCGGACACUCGGAAACUCUGGAUACAGUAUUCUCUAUAUUUGUCGCUCUCCUUGUGAUUGCAAUCAGCUGUUUCUGCCUACAGGCCUUUACCGAAAUCAGAGGUCUGACACCCUCGUACCUGGGCGCUACGGCCUGGCUCCCCGACCGCGUCCGCGAGUCAAUUGCGAGACCAUAUCUUCGCGAUAUUAUCGUGGUGGAGAGCAUUGCACCUCAAGUCGCGACAAUCCCAUCUUCUUGCGCAGCUACAGCUUCAAGCAUUACACCAUCCAUUAUUACUGGUCAUCAUCUCCGUGACUUUCUCCAUGCUCGGAAGACGAGUAGCAGCCGUGAGACUCAACUAGAAGAAGGCGGCGCAUCUUCUACAAUCGACGCCGUCAUCGACAUUCUCGAAAUACCCACCCCAUCCCCUCCACUAAUCAUAAAACACAACCCCGAAGAAGACUCCAUAUACGCCCAUUAUCACCACGACCACGGGCAAGACGCUGCUGCUGCUGCUGCUGAUGAUGAUGAUGGCAAAUCCUCCGCUUCAUCGAUAGAAGAGAAGCAUCAAGUCAGGAAAUGGGAGGAUCUGCAACCAGAGCAACGCGAACGAUGGCGCCAUCGUCUUUCUGAGGCGGGUCACUGGGCCCUCGGGGAAGGCGACCAGGUUCUUCGGGGUAUAUUCUUUGGUGAGAUUGGUGGUAUUAUUGCUGCUGCUGCCGCUGGUGCAUGA
Messenger RNA from Talaromyces marneffei, 2058 nucleotides. RefSeq lists its product as uncharacterized. The record is from RefSeq and is a predicted model, not a curated record. Gene Ontology annotation, molecular function: protein binding; GTPase activator activity; guanyl-nucleotide exchange factor activity. Bases 1 to 2058 code for a protein of 685 amino acids. Gene Ontology annotation, cellular component: endoplasmic reticulum membrane. Gene Ontology annotation, biological process: protein secretion. NCBI's taxonomy places the organism in Eukaryota, Fungi, Ascomycota, Eurotiomycetes, Eurotiales, Trichocomaceae. The transcript has 2 exons.